AUGGCAGCCGUCGGCGCGGUCCGCGCGGCGCCUCCCGGAAGUGCUCCCAGCGGGCGGGCCGUAGAGGCCGCUUCCGGGUCCGGCGCGGCGCCGCCGUUGCCACGACGACCGGGCGGGCGGCGGCCGGGCUCCCGGCGUGCAGCGCGGCGGCGGGCUCAUGGCGCCGGGGCCGCUGCCGCUGCUGCUGCUGGCGCUCUGCGCGCUGGCGGGUCCGGCUCGGCCCGGGCCGGCGGGCGACGGGGGGUGUCCGGCUGUGCCCGCAGGCGGCGGGACGGGCCGGCGGCGGCGGAGGAGGAGCGCUGCACCGUGGAGCGCCGGGCCGACCUCACCUACGCCGAGUUCGUGCGGCACUACGCCUUCUUCAGGCCCGUCAUCCUGCAGGGGCUCACAGACAACUCGAAGUUCCGGGCCCUGUGCUCCCGCGAACGGCUGUUGGCCUCCUUUGGGGAGAGAGUGGUGCGGUUGAGCACUGCCAACACCUACUCUUACCGGAAAGUGGACCUGCCCUUCCAGGAGUACGUGGAGCAGCUGCUGCACCCCCAGGACCCCGCCUCCCUGGGCAACGACACCCUGUAUUUUUUCGGGGACAACAACUUCACUGAGUGGGCAUCACUCUUUCGGCACUACUCCCCACCCCCGUUUGGUCUGCUGGAUACCACUCCUGCUUACAGCUUUGGAAUCGCAGGAGCUGGCUCUGGGGUACCCUUCCACUGGCACGGACCUGGCUAUUCGGAGGUGAUCUACGGCCGCAAGCGCUGGUUCCUCUACCCACCUGAGAAGACACCCGAGUUCCACCCCAACAAGACCACACUGGCCUGGCUCCGGGAUACGUACCCAGCUCUGGCGCCCCACGCACGGCCCCUGGAGUGUACUGUCCAGGCUGGUGAGGUGCUGUACUUCCCUGACCGCUGGUGGCACGCCACACUCAACUUAGACACCAGUGUCUUCAUCUCUACCUUCCUUGGCUAGCCAGAACCAGCUGCAGGCAGGCCUGUGUCACACACCAGUACAUGCCCACCUAGUGCUCACAGAUUUUAUUACAGAGACAGUGAUAGCAGCAGUGGCCUGAGCCCAACCCACUCUCACCUGUUUUCCAGCCUGGACGGGGGACAGGGGAGGCUUGUGGCCCAGCAAGAGCUGUGCUGAGAGGGGAGCAGUCCAGAGCCCAACAGCAGAACUGAUGGGCUGCAGGCCCAAGGACACAAACUAUGUACAGGGGCUGGGGGCUUCUGCCCCAGGGCCCUCCUGCGCCAGGACCCCAGGCAAGGUGCAGUGGGGGGCGAGGGGGCUUCAGUAGUCCUCCACCCAGCCGUUCUCAGAGAUGAAUGCGUCAAUGACCUCCUUCAUGGCCAGGUUGGGGAUGAGCUGUUCCUGGGUCAGGGGGCUCCGGGUCACAGGGUCAAAGUGGCCCACGCGCUGUGGUAACAAGGUCAGAGGACACUGAGUGGGCCCAAGAGCCAUGCUGCUGGCCCUGUGCCUGAUGGUCUGUGGGUGCUCACCUGCAGGUGCUCCUCGAUGUCCUUUCGGUCAUAGGUGAUGCCACUUGGAGUGAUGCAUGGCUCCCGCAUCAGCUCGAAGCUGAUCUUACCACACAGGUAGUCAGGGAUGUCUCGCUUCUGUGCCACAUGGGGAUAGGGUCAAGGGCCAGGAAGGGGACACUGCUCCAGCACCUGCUACCCAGACUUCAGGGAACAGACACUCACCUUUCUCUUCUCGUCCACCUGAGAGAAGAGCUCAUCCAUGUCCGCCAUGUAUUUGUCCUGCAGAGAGUUGAGCACUACGCUUAGACCAGACACCCCUCUCCCACGGGCACGCACAGACUCACCACGCAGCACGGCCACCCUCACGUCAUGUGCACACAUGCCCACAGACCCGUGCGUGAGCCAGGGCACCCUUACAUGCUUGGCUUCGAUGCAGGCCUGCUGAGCCCGGACAUGGCCUUCAUCCUCGUCACCCUCAUGGUUCCGCUGACACUCUUCCAGCUCCCUGGGGGUUGACCGGAAACUAGUCAGAGAUAGACCUAGCAAGAUGUCAGACCCCACGUCAACCUCAGGGCAAAUGUUCAGGCCUCUCCCCUCCUGGUUUCCUGCUUGCCAUUGCUGGCCUUCAAUAAACAUUUGUAUUGGUA
Messenger RNA from Lemur catta (Ring-tailed lemur), 2128 nucleotides. It is a transcript of the gene JMJD8, whose product is annotated as jumonji domain containing 8. NCBI's taxonomy places the organism in Eukaryota, Metazoa, Chordata, Mammalia, Primates, Lemuridae. The coding region runs from base 1 to 969 and encodes 322 amino acids. The transcript is spliced from 9 exons. Gene Ontology annotation, cellular component: cytoplasm. The record is from RefSeq and is a predicted model, not a curated record.